Molecule: messenger RNA, 1628 nt
Organism: Neurospora tetrasperma FGSC 2508
Lineage: Eukaryota; Fungi; Ascomycota; Sordariomycetes; Sordariales; Sordariaceae
Exons: 3
Coding region: 97-1323 (408 amino acids)
Biological process (GO): ceramide biosynthetic process
Cellular component (GO): membrane
Molecular function (GO): sphingolipid delta-4 desaturase activity
Source: RefSeq, a predicted model, not a curated record
CUGGACCUGUCUGUCUUGUGGGAACUUCAUACACGAAUAUCUUUCCCUCCCCACGAGUUCCGAAGGAAGCUAUACAACCGACAACAUAUCUCGGUCAUGGCCGCCUCCGCAGUAACGACGGCCACAACGGACUCGUCGUCCACGCAAAGGAAACAACAACAAAAUGGAAAGCUAGACACCUCCUCCUCCUCCUCCUCCUCUGCCAGCGCCGGCGCCGGCGACCAGAAUGAUGCUCUCGAGAAGGACUUCUUCUGGACUUACACCGAGGAACCGCACCGAACACGUCGUAUGGCCAUCAUCAAGGCGCAUCCAGAGGUCACCAAGCUCUGCGGUCCCGAACCCCUAACGAAAUGGGUUGUCCUCGGCGUCGUGUCGCUCCAGUUCCUGCUCGCCCACCUUCUGCGCGACACCUCCUUCUUCUCGUGGAAGUUCUGGCUCACAGCCUACGUCUUCGGCGCCACUUGCAACCAGAACCUCUUCCUGGCCAUCCACGAGAUCUCCCACAACCUGGCCUUCCGCUCGCCUACCGCCAACAGGCUAUUUGCCAUUGUCGCCAACUUACCUAUCGCCGUGCCCUAUAGUGCUUCUUUCCGGCCCUACCACCUAACCCAUCACAAAUCCCUCGGCGUCGACGGUCUCGACACCGACCUGCCCACCGCCUUCGAAGCCCUCUUCCUCGACUCCAUCCUCGGCAAAGCCUUCUUCUGCACCUUCCAAAUCUUCUUCUACGCCCUGCGCCCCAUGGCCAUCUACCGCGUGCCCUUCACCUGGGUGCACUGGCUCAACCUGACCAUUCAGCUCUUCUUCGACUACGCCAUUGUUUUCUUGCUGCCCGACUCCCUCUUCACCGCCAACUCCCUCCUCUACUUUUUACUCAGCUCCUUCCUCGCCGGCAGCCUGCACCCCACGGCAGGCCACUUCAUCGCCGAACACUACGUCUACGAGAAGAUCACGCCCGAAGCCCGCAACCCGGACAACAAGAUCCCCGUCCCGGAGACGUUCAGCUACUACGGCCCGCUGAACUGGGUCACGUAUAAUGUGGGACUGCACAACGAACACCACGAUUUCCCUGCGAUCCCCUGGACGCGGCUGCCCAAGCUGUACGAGAUCGCGUCCGAGUUCUACGAGGGGCUGCCGCAGCACCGGAGCUGGACGCAUGUGCUCUGGCAGUUCAUCUUUGACGAGGAGAUUGGUAUGCGGUGCAGGGUCAAGAGGAAGGUUGGGGGUAGGGUGGUUGGUGGCGGGAGUGUUAGCGCGAAGCAGCAGCAGCAGCAGCACCAAGCCAAGGAGGCCGGAUGGGGAGAUGAUGAGAUUGAGGCUUAGACUUGGAACUCUUUUCCUCCUUGACUCCUGUCUAGAUCUGCGUGGCGUAGUAGAAAAAGUGUAGAGGACUUGGUGUAUGUACAUGUACGAUGAAAUGAACAUAAGAUUGAAACCACAGAGGUAUUUAGAUCUCUGGGUUGAAUUGGGUUGGAGUUUAUUAAUGGGUUCGGAACGUCCGGCUUGGUUGGACUGAACUACACAUGGAUACAAAUAAAAUAGACUAAGCCAGCAAAAAGCUUUCCAAUGGACAUACUUACAUAUAUUGAUAAGCAUCAUAGAAAAAAAACAGACACAAUCGUCCAUAU